CAUCAGCUUCCUCUUCCAUCCAAUCUUUGUACGUCAUUUUACGCUGGUGAUGAAUUGAUUCGUAACAAGAUGCUCUAUAAUUCCCCGACAGGUCCUUAUCCAUCUUUAGGUAUUAGAGACAUGCGUCAGUUUUGGCUCUCUCGUAUUUAUCCGCGGUCUUUUGGGCUCCGUGAACCGUAUUCGGCCAAAGGGUUAAAUAAGCGUGCAUUGCAUGUGUGCAGUAUUUAUUGAUUUCAGGCUGCUCAAGUAUUGGUUGGUUUGUUCUUUGUUGAAAGCCUCUUUUUUUUUUUUGUUUUUUUGCUUCACCUUUUCUUUUUGACUCUUCCAUGGAGGAUUAGGUGAUGGAGUUCAAUAUGGAUGCUCAGAAGAGCUCUAGGCUGAGCGUGACGAUGCUAACGUACCUCGGUUUUGCGAUUCUCGGCCUCGUGAAUGCGAUUGUGCCGUUCAUCGUACAUUCAGCAAAUUACCUCAUCAUUCCAUAUCCACGAUGGAUCGUUCUUCUUAUCGAGACUCUUCCAGCCUUGGCCACGAAACUAUUAAUGCCACAUGUUCUUCAUCGUAUUCCUUACUGGAUGCGUCCUCUCACCAUCGGAGCAGGCUGGAUCAUUGUGGCUAUCAUCACAAACGUCACGCCGCCUAAUAUUGCACCGCCACUCCGAAUCUUGACAUCGGUUCUGGCAUCGAUAUCCGCUGCUGCAAUGGAGGUUUCGUUCUUGGGAAUGUUACGGUACUACGGCCGUGUUGGACUCGCAGGAUGGGGCGCUGGUGUUGGAGCCGGAGACGUAUUCUGCGCCGUCUUACCCUUUGUCCUAACAGUCUGGCUGGAGUCCUUCUUACGGGACUUUAUUGACUGCAUUUAUGCACUUACGGGCGCUAUGCUCGUGGCAUUCUUUGUCAUUCUCCCAGGAGCACCUGUUAACUAUCCCCAUGCGCAACAGGAAGCGUCAAAGGUGGAUGUGGAGGAUGCUUCACUUCUAGCCCAGGAUCCAGUCGAGCAGCUCUCACGUAUGCUCAGCACGAGAAACCGACUUAACCUCACGAAAGCCAUGAUUCGACCAUUCAUGAUGCCUUUAUUUGGAGCAUUUUAUAUUCAGGCUUUGGCGUACCCAGGAAUCUCACGCGCUUUACCUCUUCCUGCGUCGUAUACCUCGUUCUUCUCUUAUUUCACCACAUACGGCCUCGCUUUCCAACUCGGCAACUUUAUCUCCCGAACGCACACGCUUUUCUUCCGACCCACUAGCACCAAAGCCGCUUUUACAAUUAUCGGGGCUUCGACCUUCAUCUUGCUCGCCAACUCGAUCUUUCUGGUCUUCUCAACAGAAGUCCUUGUGGGUCUACUGGCUUUCGGAGCUGGUAUUGGAGGAGGAGCAGUUUAUAUGACUGUUUUCGACCGGCUGCUGCAAGACAAGUCUUUCGAGUCGGGGGUCAACUUGGAGUUUGGUCUUCAGGUGGUGGGUGUUGGCGAGACUUCUGGUGUUAUUGUUGGUGGGUUGCUGGGCGUGAUGCUCGAAAGUCUGAUGUGUGGAGGCACAUUUACAACCACAAAAAGAUGGUGCCAUACCGGUCAUUGAUGAGUGUAAACACGGAUGAUAGAGACGGCCUGGAUAGUAAGAUUUAUGACUAAAUGAACAAUUGAAUUCGAUUAAGAAAAUUACACUCGACUUACAGCCAUCCCGAUUUGGGCUAAAAUCAUGAUCAUCCUAUCAAGCCCUUUCAAAUUAUAG
Molecule: messenger RNA, 1724 nt
Organism: Fusarium redolens
Lineage: Eukaryota; Fungi; Ascomycota; Sordariomycetes; Hypocreales; Nectriaceae
Product: batten's disease protein Cln3
Exons: 2
Coding region: 342-1571 (409 amino acids)
Biological process (GO): regulation of intracellular pH
Cellular component (GO): vacuole; membrane
Source: RefSeq, a predicted model, not a curated record